AUGAACUUUUUAGGAUUAAGCAAGAAUAAAACGUUCAAGCCAAAAAAGAACGUACCAGAAGGUACAAAGCAACAACAACUUCAAAAGUACGCAGAAGCUACGCUUGGGUCGGGUGACUUGAAACUGGCAGUGGUCUUACCAGAAGGCGAAAACAUUAACGAAUGGUAUGCCGUGAAUACGUAUGACUUUUUCAAUCAAAUCAACAUGCUUUAUGGUACAAUUACGGAAUUUUGCACGCCCCAAGAAUGUCCGGUAAUGUCGGCUGGACCACAAUUUGAAUAUUAUUGGUCGGAUGGAUUUAAGAAACCGACUAAAUUAUCAGCACCAGAUUAUGUUGACAAUUUAAUGGAAUGGGUGCAACAUCAAUUAGAUGAUGAAACAUUGUUUCCAAGCAAAAUCGGGGUCCCUUUUCCAAGGAAUUUUCCACAAUUGCAUUAG
Molecule: messenger RNA, 438 nt
Organism: Funneliformis mosseae
Lineage: Eukaryota; Fungi; Glomeromycota; Glomeromycetes; Glomerales; Glomeraceae
Source: the annotation of a GenBank genome assembly